UGCACACUUGGUUGGCUGGGGCAGGUGUACUUUCCUGUUCUCUGCGCAUCCCUGGAAAACAAACCAAUUUGUUGGACUUUUUUUUUUAAAGUUGAUAUAUUUAUUGGAAGCCUCUCUGUUCCCCUGGAACUUUAAAGCAAGACGGGAAAUGAGUUUCACUCGCAGCUUGGAUAAAAGCGACUGAUCCGUGCGUUUUAAACGGAGUUUUCAAUGGUUUUCACUUGGUUUCCCAUUAGUACGUGGAGCUGUACUCUCCACUACGGCGCAUCAUUAGGAUACCGGGGGUGGGGCCACAGCAGCCUGUCCCGGUGAGGGAGGAGAGAGCAGGGGACAGAGGCGGUUCUUGAUCGGUUCUUCGCUGCUCGGCGCUGGAGAGUGCGGGACCAGGGCUGGAGAGUGCGGGACCAGGGCUGGAGAAACCCCCGGGAAGCAUCAGCACAACCAGUCCAGCACGGAGCCUCGCCUGCACCGCUGCGCCCUGCACUCUUCUUGGGGACUGCACAACAUUCCUAUGAAAUAUUACUGCUUUUAAUGGCAUGUGGCUUGUAACUUUACUUCUGCUGUAUUCUUUGCAAGAAGUCAACAGUGAAGAUGUUGUCUCCACGCGGCUGUACUUUGUGAACGCCUCCCUGCAGCGGGUGACCUUCUCCAGCUCGGUGGGGGUGUCCCUGCCCUGCCCUGCGGGGGGCGCCCCCCAUGUCGUCCUGCGCUGGUACCUGGCCACUGGAGACGACAUUUACGACGUGCCCCAUAUCCGCCACGUGCAUGCCAACGGCACCCUCCAGCUGUACCCUUUCUCCCCCUCCGCAUAUAACAGCAUCAUCCACGACAAUGAGUAUUUCUGUACUGCUGAGAACCAAGCAGGCAAGAUUCGAAGUCCCAGCAUCCACAUCAAAGCAGUGUUCAGGGAGCCCUACACAGUCCGUGUGGCCGACCAGCGCUCCAUGCGGGGGAACGUUGCCGUGUUCAAGUGCCUCAUCCCUUCAGCCGUCCAGGAGUAUGUCAGCGUGGUGUCCUGGGAGAAAGACACCGUUUCCAUCGUGCCCGGUAACCGUUUUUUCCUGACCUCAUUUGGAGCUCUGUAUAUCUCAGAAGUGCAGAAGGAAGAUGCUCUUUCCACCUACCGCUGCAUCACAAAGCACAAGUACAGUGGAGAGACUCGCCAGAGCAAUGGAGCCAGGCUCUCUGUUAUGGACCCUACGGAGUCCACCCCGUCCGUGCUGGACACUUUCCAGUCUGGUGAGAUGCAGGUGGGACACAGUGUGGAGCUGCCCUGCGUCGCCUCUGGGUAUCCAAACCCCACCAUCAGGUGGUUAAAGGAUGGUCGACCGUUACCGGCGGACUCCCACUGGACACGGCGCGUCACUGGCCUUACCAUUUCUGACUUGAGACUGGAGGACAGUGGCAAUUACAUCUGUGAGGUCACCAACAGCUUUGGCUCAAAAGAGGUGACUGGUCACCUCAAUGUUAUAGAGCCACUCCGAGUAACCUUAUCUCCAAAGAACCUGAAGACAGGGAUCAGCAGUACAGUCAUCCUCUCCUGUGCAGUCCAAGGCUCCCCCCACUUUACUGUGUCAUGGUACCGCAACACAGAACCUGUCGUGCCCGAUCAGCACUUUUCCAUCCAAGGGGCUCACAACGAGACACUGUUCAUUUCUGCUGCACAAAAAAGACACUCUGGAGCCUACCAGUGUUUUGCCACGCGAAAAGGCCAGACCGCUCAGGACUUCUCCAUCAUCCUGCUUGAAGAUGGUACGCCCCGUGUUGUUGCCUCCUUCAGUGAAAGGGUGGUAGUCCCGGGUGAACCGUUUUCCUUGAUGUGUGCUGCCAAGGGAGCGCCUCCACCCACCAUCACCUGGACCCUGGAUGACGAGCCUGUGGUCCGGGAUCUGUCCCGUGUUAGAGCCAGUCAGUACAUGCUCUCUGAUGGCAGCACUGUGAGCCACGUCAACGUCAGCAGCCCCCAGAUUCAAGAUGGAGGAGUGUAUCGGUGCGCCGCACGAAACUCGGCUGGUAGUGCUGAGUACCAAGCGCGCAUAAACGUAAGAGGUGCUCCGAAGAUUCGUCCAAUGAAAAAUAUCACUGCAGUGGCAGGAAGAAACACUUUCAUAAACUGCCGUGUGAUUGGGUAUCCAUAUUACUCAAUUAAUUGGUACAAGGAAGGACUCCUGCUGCCUGACAACCAUCGCCAGGUGGUGUUUGAGAAUGGGACUCUAAAGCUCAGUGAUGUUCAGAAAGGCAUGGACGAGGGGGCCUACAUCUGCAGUGUGCUGAUUCAGCCGCAGCUGUUCAUCACGCAGACCGUUUAUGUCACUGUCAAAGUUCCCCCACUGAUCCAACCAUUUGACUUCCCGCCGACUUCCAUUGGCAAAUUGAUGUACAUCGCGUGUGUAGUGUCGUCUGGAGACAUGCCCAUACGCAUCACGUGGCGCAAGGACGGCCAGGAGAUCGUGCCCUCGUCAGGCAUUACCAUUGACACAAAGGAGUUCAUGAGCUCUCUCCAGAUCUCCAAGGUGUCACUCAAACACAACGGCAACUACACCUGCAUUGCCAGCAAUGAUGCUGCAACUGUCAGCACAGAGAGGCAGCUCACAGUUACAGUGCCUCCUCGGUUCGUUGUGCAGCCCAACAACCAGGAUGGGAUCUACGGGAAAGCGGCAAUCCUCAACUGUUCUGUUGAUGGAUACCCUCCUCCUAAGGUCAUGUGGAAGCAUGCCAAAGGUGCACUAGCGGGUAUUGGGAACCCACAGCAGUACCACCCUGUGCCUCUGACAGGCCGGAUUCAGAUCAUGAAUAACGGCUCUCUACUCAUUAGACAUGUCCUGGAAGAGGAUCGUGGUUUCUACCUCUGUCAGGCCUCCAAUGGGGUGGGCUCAGACAUCAGCAAGAGCAUGGUCCUCACAGUUAAGAUCCCAGCAAUGAUCACCAGUCACCCCAACACUACUAUGGCUAAGAAGGGUCAUGUGAAGGAGCUCAACUGCACAGCCAGGGGAGAAUGGCCCAUCAUCAUUCGCUGGGAAAGAGGCGACACGGUCAUCGACCCUGACCGCAACCCCCGCUACUCCAUAACCACUAGUCCCAAUGAAAAGACAGACGAAGUGUUGUCAACACUCAAGCUAAAGCCAGCCGAGCGCGAAGAUUCAGUCUUCUUCUCCUGUCAUGCCAUCAACUCCUACGGAGAAGGGCGAGGACUUAUCCAGCUCACUGUGCAAGAGCCUCCAGACCCCCCAGAGCUGGAGGUGCGAGAAGUGAAAGAUCGUAGCAUGAAUCUCAGGUGGACGCAAAGAUUUGAUGGAAACAGCAUAAUCACCUCCUACGAUAUUGAAUAUAAAAACAAAACAGAUACCUGGGAGCUGAAGCACGCCACUCGGAACAUCUCCCCCACCAACAAUCAGGCCAACAUAGUAGACCUUCACCCUGCCUCCGUUUACAGCAUCCGCAUGUACUCCUACAAUGCUAUAGGCAAGAGCGAGGCCAGUAAGGAGCUCACCAUCAGCACAGAGGAAGCACAGCCUGAUGGUCCUCCAAUGGAUGUGAUCCUGCAGCCGGUGACAUCUCAGAGUAUCAGAGUCACCUGGAAGGCCCCGAGGAAGGAGCUGCAGAAUGGCGUGAUUCGGGGUUACCAGAUCGGUUACAGAGAGAACGGCCCGGGCAGUAAUGGCCAGUACAGCAUUGUGGAGAUGAAGGCCACCGGAGACAGUGAAGUCUACACUCUCGACAACCUGAAAAAGUUUGCUCAGUAUGGCGUGGUUGUCCAGGCCUUCAACAGAGCUGGCACUGGACCUUCAAGCUCAGAAAUCAAUGCUACAACACUGGAAGAUGUUCCCAGUCAGCCUCCUCAGAAUGUGCGAGCCAGUUCUGUAACAUCUGACGAGGCAGUGAUCACGUGGGCGGAGCCUCCAAGGAUGACUCUGCAUGGCGUUUUGAAAGGAUACCGUGUUGUGUUUUGGGCUGUCUUCCCCGAUGGAGAGUGGGGUGAAAUGCAAAACAUCACAACCAUCAAGGAGCAAGUGGAGCUUAAAGGCCUGGAGAAGUUCACCAACUACAGCAUCCAGGUGCUGGCCUUCACCCAAGCAGGGGAUGGCGUCCGGAGCAACGUCUUAUAUAUCCAAACCCGUGAAGACUACCCCGGACCCCCAGCUGGCAUCAAAGCUGUGCCCUCCUCCGCCAGCAGUGUCGUGGUGUCAUGGUUACCCCCUCACAAGCCCAACGGAAUCAUCCGCAAGUACACCAUCUACUGCUCCAGCCCGGGCUCAGGUCAACCACUUCCAAGUGAAUAUGAAGCCAAUCCAGGGCACUUGUUUUACCGAAUCACCCACCUGAACCACCGGCAACAGUACCUGAUCUGGGCUGCUGCCGUCACCACUGCAGGCCGCGGUAACUUCAGUGAGAAAGUCACUGUGGAACCAGCCGCCAAGGCCCCGGCCAAAAUCCUAUCAUUUGGAGGCACAGUGACCACACCCUGGAUGAAAGAGGUGCGCCUGCCCUGCAGCUCAGUUGGAGAGCCCACACCUACCAUAAAAUGGACCAAAGACAGUGAGGACAAAGCGAUCCCAGUGUCUCUCGAUGGACAGCGCCUCAUCAUGGCCAACGGGACGCUGGUGCUGCGCUCCGUCAAAGCUGAGGACUCUGGUUACUACACCUGCACAGCCACCAACACAUUGGGCUUUGACACUAUUAUUGUCAAUCUUUUGGUGCAAGUCCCUCCAGACCAGCCUCGGCUAACCGUCUCCACCACCUCCACCUCCUCCAUUACUCUUGCCUGGAUACCGGGAGAUAACGGAGGCAGCUCCAUCAGGGGUUUUGUUCUGCAAUACUCUGUGGACAACACAGAAGAAUGGAAGGAUGUUUUUAUUAGUUCUAGUGAGCGCUCCUUCAAACUGGACAACCUGCGUUGUGGGACCUGGUACAAAGUCAAGUUGGCUGCCAAGAACAGCGUCGGUGCUGGACGCAUCAGUGAGAUCAUUGAGGCAAAGACUCAUGGGCGAGAACCCCAGUUCAACAAAGACCAACCUGUCUUCACUCACAUUAAUACCAGCCAUGCCCGCCUCAACCUGCAGGGCUGGGCCAGCGGAGGAUGUCCAAUCACUGCUGUCACACUGGAGUUUAGACCAAAAGGUACUUGGACGUGGCAGAGUGUGCGUACCAACGCCACCACAGAUGUGUUCCUAGCAGAACUGCGCGAGGCGACCUGGUAUGAAUUGAAGAUGAAAGCAUGUAAUAGUGCUGGCUGUGGUAACCAGACCUCCCAGUUUGCAACGCUGGACUAUGACGGCAGCACAAUCGCUCCCAUUAAGUCCCCCCUGGAAAAGAACGACGAUGUCAAGAAGCUGUUCUCCAUCGGCUGUCCUGUCAUCCUGGUCACUCUCGGUGUGGCAUUGCUCUUUAUUAUUCGCAAGAAACGCAAGGAAAAGAGGCUGAAGAGACUAAGAGAUGCCAAAAGCCUGGCAGAGAUGCUGAUCAGUAAAAACAACCGCAGCUUUGAGACGCCUGUCAAAGGACCUCCUCAAGGCCCACGGUUGCACAUCGACAUCCCCAGAGUGCAGCUGCUGAUUGAGGACAAAGAAGGCAUCAAGCAAAUUGGUGAUGACAAAGCUACGAUCCCUGUGACAGACACAGAGUUCAACCAAACUGGGAAUCCUCAGAGCUUCUGCACUGGUGUGUCUGUCCAUCACCCUGCCCUCAUCCAGAACACCGGUCCUUUGAUAGACAUGUCUGACAUCAGACCAGGAACCAACCCCGUGUCAAGGAAGAGUGUCAAGUCAGCCCACAGCAUCAGGAACCGCUACUCCAGUCAGUGGACUCUGACCAAGUGUCAGGCUUCCACGCCGGCCCGUACUCUCACUUCAGACUGGCGCACAGUCGGCUCCCAGCACGGCAUCACUGUCACAGAGAGUGACAGCUACAGUGCCAGCCUUUCACAAGACACAGAUAAAGGAAGAAACAGCAUGGUGUCCACAGAGAGCGCCUCCUCCACCUACGAGGAGCUGGCAAGAGCAUACGAACACGCCAAGCUGGAAGAACACCUGCAACAUGCCAAAUUUGAGAUUACAGAGUGCUUUAUUUCUGACAGUUCGUCUGAUCAGAUGACCACAGGUACCAAUGACAAUGCAGACAGCAUGACGUCGAUGAGCACGCCAUCAGAGCCUGGUAUCUGCCGUUUCACUGCCUCGCCACCCAAACCCCAAGACUAUGACCGUGGCAAGAAUGUAGCUGUGCCCAUCCCACAUCGCGCCAAGAGUGACUACUGCAACCUACCCCUAUAUAUGAAAUCAGAUCCCUUUUUCCGCAAGCGGUCAGAACAUCACGACCCAUGCCCAGUGGUUCCACCGCGCGAAGCUUCUGUUCGUGGCCUGGCCCAGCGGGCGUACCACACCCAGGGCCGUCAUGUGACUAUGGACUCUGCAAAGCAGCAGGCCCUGACCAUGGGCCACGCUGGCCUGUCCAACCUCACUUCUUCUGGGGCUUCCUCUGGAGGAGCAACGGGAGGUGGUAGCGGAGGGAGUGGAAGUGGAGGCAUGUCUGCUAGCUCCAGCAGCUCCACACUUCCACAGAGGACUCUCACCAUGCCUGGCUCCUCUGCUGCGGUGGCUCAGAGUGCAGCCGCAGCUGCAGCUGCCACUGCCGCGGCUGCAGCAUCUUCCUCCAGUGGGGGUGGGGCAACGGGGGCCACAGGGGGGACCCCUGGAGGUGCCUCUUGUUCUUCCUCCAAGAUGGGAGGAUCCAGAGACUCUCUCCUGGAGAGCAGCUCCUCGGGCUUAGGCAGACUACAGAAGCAGAGGGAUGGAGGGUCGGGGGCUUACUCCAAGUCCUACACGCUGGUGUAGCCUGCCAUCAUCGGGGCCUGUCACUGUAACUCUUAAUACAAUGCUGGUCGAUCCAGCGCUUGCCUGGAGCCUUCAUGGUAAAUUGGGGUGAGGAACAUUCACAUGCACAGCUUACCCGUCAGUGCCUGUGCUGUGCCAGGCUGCAGGGGGCUGGUUGGGUUCCCAAUGGCACUAUUGAUAGAAGGGGUCAAGUGUUGGGUCUCCACAGCACAGGGGUUUGCCUUUCUUUCUUUCUGCCUGAUUGCUUUUCGUUCUUAUUGUGCCGUUUAUCCCCUUCUUUUUUUUUUCCUCGCAUCGGAAAUCACUUGCUAAAUUUACAUUGUUUUUCUAUUCACUCCAAAUUUUCAUUUUCCAGCAAGGACACAGUACUUUAUAUGCACAAAAUGCUUUUCACGCGCACCGUCAUGUUUUCCAAAUCAGACAUAUAGAAUGAACCAGGUUGCUUGAGAUGUGUGUUAAGGUUUUUAGGUUUUCUUACUAUAUACUGUACGUUACUUCUCUGGUCUCUGAUGGAAAAUGAGCUCACAUCACGCAUUGUGCCAUGGCACGAAGCUUUUUACUGUAUGCAUAAACCACCAGCCUUGGUGUUACAUUGGCUCUGAGGGGUUAUGCCAUCAUGGAUUCAUACACAAGAUGCAGUCAAGGGACUGUUGACUCUGUAUCAGUUUUGAGGAGUCUUUUCGUAUACAUGCAAUGAAUGACACAGCAUCGUGGUCAUAACUGAUGCUUUUAUAGAGAGACUCAAAGCGGAGAAGAUAAAAAUGUCGAACAUCAUCAAGUGAAAUAAAAAUCCCGACUUCUUUUUCUUUUCUUUUUUUUAAAUUGUUUUCAGGUUAUUUUCAGAUGAUGGAAAUAUAAUCUCAUGUGCACUAAGAAAAAGUGGAUCCAAGUAAAAGAAAACUUCACAAGCCUGCGUGUGCGAGCGUGUGUGUGGGUGUAUAUGUGUAAAUAUAUAUGUAUACAUGUGGCAGGCACACACACCAACGAUGGACCUUUUUAAAGUCAAUCUGUACGCUGACCUGUCGGGCAGAUGUCUGUGUCAAAGCAGAAGCCCCCUCGUCAUUGUUUAAUUUUUACCUGUGAAAGGGGAUAUGGAACCACGAUGAUGAUGAUGAUGAUGAUGAUGAUGAUGAUGAUGAUGAUGAUGAACGAUAUGACUAACUUGCUUAAGAAGAAGAGGGGAUCACAAGAAUGCAGCUGCAGAUGAUAAGAAACAGGUUUGCUUUUCUAGCCAGAGGAAAGAAGAGAUGUAUUUGUGGUUCAUCACAAUGCCACAGUUCAAAAGAUCCAAUAAUUCUACCUGCACCUGCUUUAUCCCUGUCCUUUCCCCACCCGGUCCCUGAUCACAUCCGUACAGUGUCACUGUGACCUGCUAGCAUACCGGCUAGUGAAAGACAGACAGACAGACAGACAGACUGAAAGAAGAGGUCUAAUAUGCGAUGGUGAGAAAAGAAAUGCUUCUUGUAUUUCAGUGGGAAGCAAUCUGCGAGCAUUCACUCACUUUCAGUAACCUGCUUCAUCCAGUUCAGGGGGAUUGUGGAGGCUGCAGCCUAUCCCAGCUGGAAUCAAGCGAGAAGGUUGCCAGUUCAUCACAGGGCAAUUGCAAACAUUCAACUGUUUUUUUGUUGAUUUUUUCUUUUUUCUUUUUUUUUUUAGAAUAUUGGAAGAAAAGGUGUAUUUGUGUGAUCUUGAAUCUAUGGAUAGACACUGAGAUUACUGUUGGUGCGAUCAAGUGUUGAUAGACGUUCAAGAUGAAUAGCGGAGAGAUAUAGGUUUUCUUCAGAAAUAAGUGGUAUUGAAAACUAAAAGAACUCUUUUCAAGUCCCUCCAGCUUUCUGAAAUUAAUUUAAGCUUUAUGCAUGGUACUGUAUCUGUUGAUUAAUUAUUAUUAUUAUUUACGUUUUUCCCAUUUCUCGUCCCAAAGCUUAGUCCCAUAACAAAAGAUCGUUCCAAAAGAGUUGCUCCAAAAGUUUUGCAAUGGUAAAACGUAACAUCAGGGCUCUCGCAAUAGAAAAAAAAAGAUAUAAUAUAUCUUUGUUCUCAAAAUAUAUGUACAUAUAUAUUUCUAUUCAAAUAUAUAGCAUAUAUAUGAAUAUUAAAAAAAGCAGAGAAAUAUAAAAGCUGUUCUAAUUGAAAAUAUAUAUAAAAGAUCACAAGACAAUCGCUGAGAGUGAAGAAUCACAAGAUGGAAAGAAAAUGUAUGAAAAAGGGAAACUUAAACGGGUAGCACAACCGUGGAUGGAAGAUCUUAGAGAGAAAAGAUGUGGUGUGAAAUAAAGUUACUGUUAAUGGUGAAACUGAGGUUAGAGGAAUGAGACAUGGACCCCCGCCAUCCUCCACCUUGUGAUUUUGUAAAGGACAAGCACAGUAAAGUGAAACUAUAGUGUGAGAUUGUGUUGCUGAUUAACUGUGGUCUACGGCUCAGUGCAGAACGUGUGGUGUUGAAAAAGAAAAAUGUAAAACAAGGACAGCCUUUACAGUAAUUGAGCCUCUUUUGGUAUGCUGUAUUUUACCUUCCAUAGGUGUGUUCACAGACUCAGUGCCAUUAUCCAACUCCAACAUAAACAAACCAGCACGUAUUUCUGUUUCUUACCUGUCUUGUUGUAAGUCCUCCCCAAAGUGUGGGACUGAAGGCUAGUGAACGCAGAUGACGAUUCAUGCUCCCUUUUCUUUUAAAAUGACAUGUUGGAGACGUGUAUUUUCACUUCACCUUUAUUUGUGGUUAUGAUUCCCAUCAGUCUGGCCUUUAUGUUAAAAGUUAUGCAAACACAGAAAGGUCUAGGCCUUUUUUCACAUCCAAAAACGUGACAUCUCCACAUGUAUGGAUAUCGAUUGGAUUGAUGAAAUAAACUCUUAACCAACCUGCUUUUUUACCCAGUCGUUUAGUGAGGUUGAUAACAGAUUUCUUCUCAGUUUGCUCAAAGUAAAUGUUUAAAGAAAAUUCCACCCUGGUUUCUGAGGUAACCAGCAAUGUUUUCAGAGUAAAUGAAGGAUAUUUGGUAUAUAUUGUAUACUUCACUGCUUUUAAUUUUAACGUGUCUUUUAGGAAGUACACAGACCAGCAGAAGUACUUUAUUGAGUGUUAUGUUACUAAGACCAGGCUAUGAUCACCUGAUGAACAUAAAUCUAGCACUGGCGUGUUGCAUUACUGAUGCAGUUUACAUUAAGGGUUUGUUUUUUUCCCCGUUUUUUUGGAUCGGCUUGAAUUUU
Cololabis saira (Pacific saury) is the source of this 10037-nucleotide messenger RNA. It is a transcript of the gene dscaml1, whose product is annotated as Down syndrome cell adhesion molecule like 1. Bases 537 to 6827 code for a protein of 2096 amino acids. Gene Ontology annotation, molecular function: cell-cell adhesion mediator activity. Lineage: Eukaryota; Metazoa; Chordata; Actinopteri; Beloniformes; Belonidae. The record is from RefSeq and is a predicted model, not a curated record. Gene Ontology annotation, cellular component: plasma membrane; axon. Gene Ontology annotation, biological process: axon guidance; homophilic cell-cell adhesion; dendrite self-avoidance. The transcript is spliced from 35 exons.